Messenger RNA from Candida tropicalis MYA-3404, 1401 nucleotides. RefSeq lists its product as uncharacterized. Gene Ontology annotation, molecular function: ABC-type transporter activity; ATP hydrolysis activity; ATP binding. The coding region runs from base 1 to 1401 and encodes 466 amino acids. Lineage: Eukaryota; Fungi; Ascomycota; Pichiomycetes; Serinales; Debaryomycetaceae. The record is from RefSeq and is a predicted model, not a curated record. Gene Ontology annotation, cellular component: membrane. The transcript has a single exon.
AUGACUGUACAAACAUUUAGCUGGUCCAAUCUCACUUUGACAUUGGACAAUGGAAAGGUUCUUUUAGAUGACGUUAGUGGGUCCAUUUCCGAAUCUGGUCUUUACGCAUUAAUGGGUCCUUCAGGGCUGGGUAAGACCACCUUGUUAAACUCUUUGGCAUUUAGAUCAAAACCUGGCUCAUCACAUUUGAGUGGUGAUAUUUAUAUCAAUGAUGAAGAGGCAACUUUGAACAAGAUCAAACAAUUGUCAAGUUAUGUUGAACAAGAAGACUCUCUUAUUGGAUCCUUGAGGGUUCUGGAAACAGUGGACUAUAGUGCUAAAUUUGCCGGUAUUAACUCUGCUCAUAGAAAAGAUCUUGUUGAAAAAACAAUCAAGUCAUUAGGUUUGAGUAAUCAACUGAAUGUGAAAAUUGGUACUCCUAUCCUGAAAGGUAUUUCCGGUGGUCAAAAAAGAAGAGUCAGUAUUGCAUCCCAAAUGAUUACAUCACCUUCAAUUUUAUUUCUUGAUGAGCCAACUUCCGGAUUGGAUUCUGUUGCAUCAAGAGAAGUCAUUAGUACUAUCAAGAAAGUUGCCAAAGAGGAAAAUAUGAUUGUCAUCUGUUCCAUUCAUCAACCUAGUACCUACACAUUUGAAUUAUUUGAUAAAGUCAUGUUUCUUUCUAGAGGGAAAACCGUCUAUAACGGUAAAGUUGAAGAUGUGGUCAAAUAUUUUGAUUCUGUUGGGUAUCCAAUGCCACCUUAUAUGAACCCAGCAGAAUAUGUCUUGGACUUGAUCAAUACUGAUUUCGACAGCAAUGGUGAAAUUCUUGAUGACUUGGUUUCUAAAUGGAAAGAAAAUGAACAUGAUCAUAGUGAAAUUUUGAAGCUGGAAUCAGAUCCAAUCGAGCUCACCACAUUCAGUACCACCAGUGAAAUUAGAAAUAUUGGAACUUUAAUAUCUCGUUCUCUUGUUAAAGCCAGUAGAGAUAUUUUGACUUAUUACGUGAGAUUGGUUAUGUACCUUGGUUUAGCUAUCUUGAUGGGUACCGUUUGGUUAAGAUUGGGUAAAGAUCAAAAAAAUAUCCAGCCAUUCAUCAAUGCAAUCUUCUUUUCUGGUGCUUUUAUGUCAUUCAUGUCUGUUGCUUAUAUCCCUUCCUAUCUUGAAGACUAUAGCAGUUACAAAAAGGAAAGAUUAAAUGGUUUAUAUGGUCCAUUUGCCUUUUGUUUAUCCAAUUUUCUUGUUGGAUUUCCAUUUUGGUUCUUGAUUUCGGCUGUAUUCAGUCAAUGUCAAAUCUCUGGCCGUGCAGUUUUACAAAACUUGGGCUAUGGACAUGAAGACAGGGGAUUAUGGAUUGGUGUCAUGAUUGCUAUUAUUGCAUUUUAUAGAAUUGCCACCUAUAUUGUUUUGAAGUUGAGAAAGUAG